AUGUUGGCCCGCGUAGAGUUGACCCCCACUCCUUCCCCUCGUCUUCCUUCCCCUUGCUCUCCCGUCGCCUUUCCUCCCCUUCCUUCUGCCUUUCACGUCCUCCUUUUCUCUCCCUUCCUGCUCCCUUGCCGUUCAUUUUUCUUCCCCUUCUCUGCGGGCACUCCUCCUCCCUGCUCUUUUCUGCACCUCACCUGCCACUCUGCCGCACUCUCCUGGACAUCGACGCGCGAGCGUCUGGGGUGUCCGAGUAGAGAGGACGUGGACGAUCCCGAGCGGGUGGGCAUUCACGAGACCCACCUCGGCUUUUAUUACAACAAGUAUUAUCGGAAGCAGCUGAACCCGAAGUACUUUGGUGUCUCGACGAACGCCGAGCUCGUCAAGCUUGCCAAGGACUGCUGCAUGAUCGACGGCGAGGUGCUGGCCUCGAACCUGGAGGACGACAAGAUCGACGAACUCGAUCAUUUUGUCAAGCUGACCGAAGAGAACCGCAGGGAGCGGCAGCGCCGCAUCGACGCCGGAGAUGAGACGGCCCGCCUGCCCUUCCUUGACGCAGUGGUUGCGUGUGUCGAGUCGUCUGUGCUGGGGUUGCGGGAAGGCUGCUGGGAAGCUUCGGGGUCAAGACUCCCACGUGCCGUCUUCUAUUUUUCGCCUCGCGUGUGCAGUCGGGGGCAACAGUCUGACGAGGAAAAGGUACCCGUACCUCUACCCUUCCGUCGUUGUUCCCCUUUUGGGUCUUUGGGGAGGCCCCUGUCGCCACGCACAUCAGGAGAGGUCCGGGGUGUAGCGGUAUCGGUACCUUUUAGUUUCCCCAAGUUCGGUAGCAACUCAUGGGAGUUGUAA
Molecule: messenger RNA, 840 nt
Organism: Prorocentrum cordatum
Lineage: Eukaryota; Dinophyceae; Prorocentrales; Prorocentraceae
Source: the annotation of a GenBank genome assembly